This is a messenger RNA of Morone saxatilis (striped sea-bass), 3034 nucleotides long. RefSeq names its product family with sequence similarity 118 member B (gene siral1). NCBI's taxonomy places the organism in Eukaryota, Metazoa, Chordata, Actinopteri, Moronidae. The transcript has 7 exons. The record is from RefSeq and is a predicted model, not a curated record. The coding region runs from base 545 to 1606 and encodes 353 amino acids.
ACCACAGGCGGCGACUUCAACAGCUCCUAAACUUAAACACACUCUGAGUAUGUGUGCAAGAGCAGCCGGGACAGCCGAGAGCAUUUCUGCUGUAUAACGGGACUCGCAGGGGGAAUUAAGUGACAUUUUUUAGCUAAAGAGAGUGGUUAACAACAGAUACAUACCACUUUAAUUACUCUACCCCCAGAAUGACAAGUAAAAUGCAGGUAGUAUCGUACUUUUAACAACCUCCACAUAGCUAACUUAGCUCAAAGCAACAAUCAAACUAACGUUAGCUUAACGCUAGUUGAUAGUUAACGUUAGUAGGAAUUUGUUUAUCCGCUUUUGUUGACACGUUUUGUUUGGUGACACAGUAACGCUACCGACGCGUACGUUGUUGUCAUUGUUAGCACUGACACCAUCAAAAAGCUCAAAGCGGUUUUCCAAGCUGUUUAACGUGGCUCACGUUAAUACAGAAACGACGUCGGCUGAGUUGGAAUCAACAGGAUUACUACCUGAACAGAAAUAAACACUGGACUUUAACUUACCUCUAUCAAGGAGCUGAAUGGCCUCCGUUGUUGCAGUGAAAACUGAGAAGCGACCUGCAGCUGACUCUCAGGAUGCAGACUCAAACGCAAAAAAGCCCAGGAAACUGCUGCCCAGCCUGAAGACCAAGCGCGCCCCUGAGCUUGUCCUGGUGAUUGGCACAGGGGUAAGCUCGGCGGUGGCCCCUCAGGUCCCUGCGCUCCGCUCCUGGAAAGGCCUCAUCCAGGCCUUGCUCGAUGCAGCCAAUGACUUUGACCUACUAGAGGAGGAGGAGAGUCGCCGUUUCCAGAAGCACAUGCAGGAAGAUAAGAAUUUGGUUCAUGUGGCCCAUGACCUCAUUCAGAAACUUUCCCCGAGAACAGGCAAUGUGCGAUCCACAUUCUUCAAGGACUGUCUAUACGAGGUGUUUGACGACUUGGAGUGCAAGAUGGAGCAUGCAGGGAAACAUCUACUACGCUCAGUGCUGCAGUUAAUGGAGAGUGGGGCACUGGUCCUCACUACUAACUUUGACAACCUGUUGGAGAUCUACGCAGCUCACCAGGGCACCAAGCUGGAGUCUUUGGACCUGACAGAUGAGAAGAAGGUGUUGGAGUGGGCUCAGGAGAAACGGAGGUUAAGUGUUCUGCAUAUCCACGGUGUUUACACCAACCCCAGUGGUAUUGUACUGCACCCUGCUGGCUACCAGAAUGUACUGAGGAACACCGAGGUUAUGCGUGAGAUCCAGAAGCUGUACGAGACCAAAUCAUUUGUGUUCCUCGGAUGUGGGCGCACGGUAGACGACACAACCUUCCAGGCUCUUUUCUUGGAGGCGGUCAAACACAAGUCAGACCUGGAACACUUCAUGCUUGUGCGGCGGGAGGACGUGGGUGAGUUCAAGAAGCUGCGCGACAACAUGCUGGACAAGGGCAUUAAGGUCAUCUCCUAUGGAGACGAGUAUGCCGACCUGCCUGAGUACUUUGAGAGGCUGGCCAAUGAGAUCUGCAACCGCGACGUGUCUACCAACGACUGGGGGCCUCCCUCACAGAAUGGGGAGGAACAGCAGAACGGCUUUAACACACAGAAAAGCCUCCUUCAAGGUUAGGACUGAAUGCUUCUCUUUGACUUCAGGCAGUGGCCACUUGCAAGAGACAUUUCCAGAAUAAUACAAUAAAGCACUGUCCAGGACUCUUUGUUUUCUUACUGCAUGCUGGUAGAUAGAAAACUCAAGUCUGUUCUUGAUUUUCAGUAUCAAAAAGACCUGCUGGUAUUCCUUUACACAAGAUACAACUGACUUUGCAGUAUUGCAUGCAUGGCAGUCAGUGGCAACGUUUCAGUUGAUGCUCUUUGUUUCUCAACUGUUCAUUUAAGUCCCUUCCUUCUCUUUUUACCCCAGACUAUCAUUCUUGACAGGCACACAGUCGGGAUCAGUAUCAGUCAUUUUCCUCCACAGCUCCGUCGAGAGAUCAGUCUACUUUUGAGUAGUACUCAAAUCUGAUUUGAGUCUAUGGAUUUAGAAAUCCAGGAACACUAUGGGCAACGGGAAAAGCUGUUGUCAGUAUUUUACAGGUGUCCAUUAUUUUCCUUUAUUUGUUCUAGUUUAAAAGGGAAGGGAGACAUUUUAAGUAACUGUCAACACCAAUACCCAACCUCACAGUCCCAGCGUACUGUGUUGCAAUGCUGCUCAACAUUUGGCAAGUUACAGUAGAAAAAAAGUGUUACACAGAAGACUAAAUGGUAUGUUCUCACUUCAACAUGACAAAUGAUAGAUCUGAAUCCGCUGGCAGAAGCUGACUGUGCUGCAUUGAUUCACUGUUUGGAUUUGGACUUUAAUCAGCUUGACCCACCUGUCCUGUAAGAGAAACUAUGGGUGCAAGCUAUAACGCACAUCACUUAAGGAUUGUAUCCAUCACGCAGAACCGUGAAACCAGGAAAACUUGAUUUGCACACUACUGGGUGGGGAAUGGGGAUAAUUCUCUGACAUUAGAUGUUACUUGGUUUGCAAACACAUUAUGAUUCUGUCCUCAGAAGUUCAGAAGAUGUCUUUAUAGCAGAGAGGCUCCCAGCCAGUAGCAAUCACUUUGCCACUCCUGUGCUGUAAAUGUUCUUUGUAAGCCUUUUUUGUAUUUUUAAUACUUGCAUGUGUUUUCUGACAUAGUAUUUAUAAGUACUAUUUUCAAAAUAAAGCUUUUGGUAUCCCAUUUGUGCUGUCAUUUUUGUCCGUCUCAUAAUGUACAUACUGGAACUGCAACAUAUGACAGAACGAGUUCCAGGAUGUCAUUGCAUAUAGCAGCUUUAUUUAGAAAUGUUUACAUCAUAAAUUAGCUCAAAUCUCAUGUAUAACUCUUGAUUCUCUCAUAUUGCACUACCACAAAUUAAAGGGGGCUAGAGAUAUUUAAGACUUAUAUUUCUUCUUACAAAUGAAGAGAAAAUCGGAGGGGAAAACAUAAAUAAAAAGGGCCGAAGAACUUCACCUGACCACACAGAAGGUGCAGUCUGAAAAUCUACAGGCAACCUGUAAGAACCAAACAAA